UCAUCUAUCUUCCUCCGUCUUCACAUCAUGAUGAUGAAUAAUCGUUUUUAUCCAUCUUUUACAAACAUUGGUUCAGCAUCAUCAUGGUUUGAGAUAUACGCUGCUUUUUCCACUUUCAUGAUGAUUUUUAGAACUGCAAUCAAUGAUCUCAUACCCUUAAAACUUCGAAACUUCAUCAUCUCAAAACUCUCCUCUUUCUUCUCCAGUUAUAGACCCAGUAACGAAGUCUCACUUCAAAUUGAUCAGACUUGGGAUGGAAAUACCAACAAUCUCUACUAUGCAGCCAAAGAGUAUCUCCCUACUAAAAUAUCCAACACUUACAAAUCCCUCAAAAUUGGAAAAAUUUCUGAUCAUAAAAACUUACUCUUAGCUUUUGAUGGAAAGCAACGAGUGUUCGAUGAAUUUGAAGGCAUCAAGAUUAAAUGGCUGCGGAUUCAAAAACCCGAUAACGAGGUUUUUGAAAGUCCUAAUCCCGUUAGAGAACUUGAUGGUGAGGGUUAUCAUUAUCAAGGUUAUCCCGAAACAUAUCAGUAUAAUAAGCCUAAAGAAUCUGCUGAGAACGGAUUCAUGUUAAGUUUCGAUGAGAAACAUAGAGAUAAAGUAAUGGAGAAAUAUAUUCCACAUGUUUUAAGGACUUAUGAAGCUAUAAAAGCAGGAAAUAGAACUCUCAAGAUCCAUUCCAUGCAAACUGGGGUUUGGAAACACAGUGAUUUUAAUCAUCCUGCUUCCUUUGAUUCACUUGCUUUGGAUCCUGAUCUAAAGAAAUCUAUAACUGAUGAUAUAGAUAUGUUCUUGAGGAGGAAGAAGCUUUAUCAAAAAGUGGGAAAGCCUUGGAAACGUGGUUACCUAUUGUAUGGGCCACCAGGAACAGGAAAAUCUAGUCUUAUUGCUGCUAUAGCCAAAUACUUGAAAUUUGAUGUAUAUGAUAUGGAUCUUAGUUUGGUGUAUUGUAACUCACAGCUCACUACAUUAAUGAGAGGAACAUCUAACAGAUCCAUCAUUGUUAUUGAAGACAUUGACUGCAACAAAGAGGUGCUUAAUCGAUCAAACCAUGUUAAUAUGGACAUGGGUUCAGACCAUUUCUCCGGGGCUCAGGUUCAUAUGCUACAGGCAUAUCAGGCAAAUCCGGGUAGUAAAAAAAGGUUUACCAUGUCGGGUCUUCUUAAUUGUAUGGAUGGUUUGUGGUCAAGUUUUGGAGAAGAACGGAUUUUGAUAUUCACUACAAAUCAUAAAGACAAAGUUGAUUCGGCAUUGUUGCGUCCUGGUAGAAUGGAUAUGCAUAUUCACUUGUCCUUUCUUAAAACCAAGGCAUUCAAAAUCUUAGCUUCAAACUAUUUGGACAUUGAAGAACAACAUGGUCCACUCAUUCAACAAAUUGAAGAGCUAUUGGAAAAAGUAGAUGUCACCCCUGCAGUAGUGGCAGAACAUUUGUUGAGAAAUGAGGAUGCUAAUGUUGCUCUAGAAGGACUGGUUAAAUUUCUUCAUGAAGUUUGAAGAGAGAAUGAAGAAUAAUGUCAGGAAUUCUAUUAGAUUUGGUAUUAUACUUUCUGCAUAGUCUUUGCAGAAAGUAUGCUUAAGUGGGACAGUAGUUUUAUGCUUUAAAAUUGUUCAAGUCUUAUGUUUUUGUUUUA
Messenger RNA from Lathyrus oleraceus (garden pea), 1631 nucleotides. RefSeq names its product AAA-ATPase At3g50940. Bases 28 to 1494 code for a protein of 488 amino acids. The transcript is spliced from 2 exons. NCBI's taxonomy places the organism in Eukaryota, Viridiplantae, Streptophyta, Magnoliopsida, Fabales, Fabaceae. The record is from RefSeq and is a predicted model, not a curated record. Gene Ontology annotation, molecular function: ATP binding; ATP hydrolysis activity.